Messenger RNA from Mesocestoides corti, 855 nucleotides. The record is from the annotation of a GenBank genome assembly. NCBI's taxonomy places the organism in Eukaryota, Metazoa, Platyhelminthes, Cestoda, Cyclophyllidea, Mesocestoididae.
AUGACGUCGCGGAUGUCUGCGCGUUCGUUGAGUCUCCUAGCUCUCGCCUUGUCACUCGGUUACGUUGCUUCUGCAGACCUCCAUCUCUUGAAUAUCAAGCAAUCAAGAGUGUAUGCCAGCUCUGUUGCAAGUGGAAGCGCGCCAGAAUAUGCCGUUGAUCAGGAGCUCAACAGCACUGGUCCAACGUGCUUUCAAUCCCUACCCGGUGUCUAUGAUGCUAGUGAAUACAGUUGGCUAGUUGUUGACCUGGGAAUAAUAACACGCAAUAUCAGCGAGCUUCGUAUUGCCCUUAAUCCAGAUGUUCAAUCUAACACCACUUUGUCUAGUGUGGAGGUUUUUGUCACAAAGAACAUGCACACUGUCGUUCACUAUGGCAACAGUGCUGAUACCCGAUUGCCGUGGAGCUCAUACAAGUUCUGUGGCAGUACGUCCAGUGGCCACCUCACCGCCACAAGUGCCGAGGUACAAUGCAAGUAUCCAUUGGAUGGUCGAUGGAUCAUUCUACGACGCAAGUUGGAACCGCUCGUCAUCUGUCUUCUCGCCGUCUACGUAGAAAAAUAUCAGGACGAGUGUUUUAAAAUGGUCAAUUCAACCUCACGGGAGCACAUAAGUGGAUUUCAGUUCCGGCUUGAACGCCACAUCUCCCUAGAGCAGUGCCGCGACUCCUGUCUGGAGACGCCGAUUUGUCAGGCGAUCGUGUUUACGCGGAAGUCCAGACGAAUAGGAAUUUGUCGCCAUUUCCGAAGCUUUAUGGACGAAAGUUCCAGUUACAUCGAAUGCGGCAGUCGCUGUCACCUUGAGGAAAACGUGUGUCAUCGUGGUAAGCAACCGGUUUUACUCAAUGUAAUUCGGUAA